CCGGCGCUUGGUGGCGUUUAUGGCCGACAUCGCAGCGGGGAUGGAAUAUCUGAGCCGGCAGCGCGUCCUGCACAGGGAUCUGGCGGCCAGGAACUGCAUGUUGGACGAGCUUUGGCGCGUGCGCGUGGCGGACUUCGGGCUGUGCCGCCGCCUGGCGGGGGGAGGCCAUUAUUACCGGCAGCGCCGCUCCGCCCCCGUCCCCGUUAAAUGGGUGGCGAUGGAGAGCCUGGCGGACCGCGUGUACACCACCAAGAGCGACGUGGUGAGGGGAGGGGAGGGGACCCCCCGUGGGACCCCCACCCGUGGGAUUCCUCCCCCUCUCA
Molecule: messenger RNA, 323 nt
Organism: Phasianus colchicus (ring-necked pheasant)
Lineage: Eukaryota; Metazoa; Chordata; Aves; Galliformes; Phasianidae
Source: RefSeq, a predicted model, not a curated record